ACAGAAAAUGAAAAAGUAGCCAGAAAACCUAGGCAAAAGUCUUUUACUUCUGUGGAAGGGACCAGCAACCAGAGUAACAUUUGCGAUAUUGAAACGCAAGACAACAUUGAUCUUGAUAUUAGCUCAAGAAUUCCAGAUGAAAGAGAGGCACUCAGAACUUUUCGGAAAGAUGUGCUACAGGUGAGACUGAAAAAUGCUUGCGAGGAAUACUUUAUUGCUAAGCAGCUUCUGCUAAGUCAGGCAGAAGAGGAAAAGAAAAAAAACAAUGAAAAGUGGUUGGAACGCCAGAAGAAUGUUGAUGAUGUAUGGGAUGCAAACAGGGAAGACAUGAUGCAAGCAAUUAUUGUGCAUGCAGCUCCAGCUGUAACACCCCGCUGUAAGCAGUGUCACAUGGAAACCACCAUUUGUGUGCGUUGUGCAUCAUGUAAAGAGGUGUUAUGCUUUGAGUGUGAUUUUAGUUAUCACAGAACAAAGCCCUUCCAUACGCGUCAAUGUAUGCAGCUGGACUCAUCUUUUCCAUUAAAACCAACCCAGUUCCUUGAUUCCAGUGGAAAUAUUUUUGAAAAAUAUGUUCAUGUGCCAUUGUUUCUACCAACUGAAUGCUCCAAUUGUAGAGCCGAAGGGAGCCUGAAAUGCCAGGCCGGUUCAAAAUCGAUUGCUGUUAUCACUCGUGAUGGUCGCUUUGAUCUCUCAAACACUUCUUUUUGCUGCUCGAAAUGCCUUUGCAUAGCAGAAGCAAGUGUUGAAGUAUAUCUUCAGUCUGGAUUUUGGCCUGGAUGUCCGACGUCCUUAACGUAUUUGUUCUCCACAGAUGUACUGGAACAUUGGACUCAUCUCAAGCAUCAGCUGCCGGGGUCCUCAGAACGUAAAUAUCUAACAAUUUUAGAGGAAUUAUCAAAAACAAGAGGCAGAUUCGAUGUCAUCAGCCGGGUUCAUUUUGCUCGAGCUUCGAGAGAGUACGAAUAUAUGCAACAUCAAAUUAACACGAAAAUUUUGUCCCGGCAAGUUAUGGUUUGUAAAGCAUGCGGUGUGAAACCCAAAGCUUUGCACGUUGAUGGAAAUUUUAAGCUUUAUCGAUGGCGUUUAUCUCACAUCAAAGAUAGAUCUCGCUCUCUUUUUAAUAGUGAUAUUAUUCACUCUGAUGAAGAUGUGAAGAGCCAUGUAGAAUUGAUUGACUCUGUUAAGCCCAGGGGAAAAGGCAAAGAUACUUGUGGAGAUUCCGCAUAUACCGCUAGCCGUCUAGAAUCCAAUCGGAAGAAAAACAUGGACCAAACGGGAGUUCUAAUGGGUUCUUGCCGUCACGGAGUUAUUCUAGGAGCGGCGAAUAUGGGUCGUGGGGAGACAUAUCGUCAUGUCCAUUUUCUUCAUAGCAAAAUUUCUUGCGAAUUCUUUUGUCAAGAUGUCGUGUGCAAAUAUUUCUCCUUUGCUGAAGAAAUUGGCAAAACAAAGGGACUCGAAAGAUUUGCACAAGUAACGCAGAAUUGUACUGGCUUCCUGUCCCGAUGGCACGGAAAAACUCACUCAUGGCCAUGCCAAUUGUUAUGGGGUGGAAGUUGGAAACUCCAUGCAGCUGCUACCACGGGGGAGGAACAAGAACAAGUCUUUUCAACAAUGUCGCGAUAUUCCAACACAACCCGUUAUAUGAGUGAUGCUUCCCGAAGGGAUCAUCUAAGCGCUGCAAUCGGAUAUUGGAAUAGGCGAAAAGAAGAAAAUAUGGGGAAAACUCUUGUCAAGCGUUUGCUAAAAGCUCGGAAGAAGGUCGCCUGUCUAGAAAAAGAAUUUGAUUCCUUGAUGAGAGAAAGAGGGCUAGUGGAAGAAGAUCUGCCAAAGAUACUGGAACACCUUCGCACUAAGGCAAUAAAUUCUCAUGAUAAAAUUGCUUCGACAAACUGGCCUCUCGCAUAUGAAAAAGAAGACUUAGAGGGACUUUAUCUUCAAAUACAUAGGUUGCAAUAUAGGAUAGAAACAGUAGCCGUUUCAUCUAAAGAGAGAACAAAAUUAAGAAAAGGAAUUACCAAAGCUAAAAAAAGGGCCGAAGGGCAUAUCUUGUUUGUUAAUCAAAUGAUUGAAAAUUGCCAAACAAAAUUGCAGCCUAAAGUUGCUGAAGCUGAAAUUAGAACCUGGCGGAAAGUCGAACCAACUGACUUCACUGAAGGAAUUUUCCCAUGGCAAACAGAAGGAUCGGUUUCUGGUCGAGGCAAUUUUCACCUGAUCGACCUGUGGAUGCUCCUAAGAAGAUUUAAAGAAGAAGUAACUGAAACUCCCAUCGAAAUGUUUCGAUACUUGGAUUCGUUAUCACAUCUCAAAAAGUCACUGGAACUAAGUUUGUCAUGUUCUGAAUUACCUUUAAAUCGAGGGAAACGUUUUCUUGUAUGUAAUGAAAUAAAAAAAAUUGAAACUAACCUAGCUUCCUCGCUCUCACUUUUUGAGGAAUACUUACCGCCAGAUAAACACGACGUGUUUUAUGAAUUUUACAAUAGUUCUGAAGAUUAGAGUGAUUGUGAGUCUGAUAGCGAUGAUGAACUGGUUGAGGAAUAAUUGUAAGAUGACAAAUUAACAGUGAAAUGCAACAAUAUUUGUAUAGCUACAGAACUGGAAU
Daphnia magna is the source of this 2599-nucleotide messenger RNA. RefSeq lists its product as uncharacterized. NCBI's taxonomy places the organism in Eukaryota, Metazoa, Arthropoda, Branchiopoda, Diplostraca, Daphniidae. Bases 328 to 2493 code for a protein of 721 amino acids. The record is from RefSeq and is a predicted model, not a curated record. The transcript has 9 exons.